AUGCCUCUGAAACCCGUCACAAGUCCCUCCCGUCACGCCCGCAACCCCCCCCCUCCCUCCCACACAGGCACACUCCCUGCCCGUCACACAGCAGGCAAUGUUUUCGCGUCCCUUGCACACCAUCUCACCACUAAGAGUCUCGCCAGGGCCACAGCAAGUCUGGUGCUUGGUCCUCUCUGUGUCCCCUCGUGGCAGAACAGUGAGUCAUACACCAACACCUUCCCUCUUCCUACAGGCAAGUUGGUGCCCUUCGUGGAGUACUGUGUGAGCCACGCCUCCGUGCUCACCAUCCUCGUCAUCAGCUUCGAGCGGUACUACGCCAUCUGUCGCCCGCUACGCGCCUCCUACACGUGCACCAAGAUGAGAGCGUGCACCUGCAUCCUCACCAUCUGGGCCGCCGCCGUGCUGCUCUCCAGUCCCAUGCUGGUGAUGAGCAAGUACCUCUUCGUGCCCUACGCGGACGGUACAAUGGUGCACGGCUGCUACACGGAACUCACUACCUUCUGGUCUUGCCUGUACAUCAACCUGGUGACUGCCGUGUUCUUCUUCGUGCCCCUAGUGCUGCUGGUGCUCCUCUACCUGGUGAUUGGGAGAAGCCUCAUGCGGGACUCGGCCUCAGCAGCACUCCAGCAUCGUAAAGUUGACCUCCCGAACAUGAAGGCGCGGAAGCAGGUGGUGGUGAUGCUGGCCACCGUGACCGUGUUCUUCUUCGUCAGUCUGUUCCCCUUCCGCGUCCUCACACUGUGGAUCGUGUGGACGCCCCAGGAAACCAUCGAAACUAUCGGGCCGCUGCGAUACUUCAGCUUCCUGUACGGCACGCGGGUCCUGUUCUUCGCCAACUCCGCCGUCAACCCCAUCCUGUACAACCUCACCUCCACCAAGUUCCGCGAGGCCUUCCUCAAGCUGCUGGGGGAGAACAGAGGGGACUCCCGCCGCCACCUGAGCCGCCAGUCCACCUUCAACACCACCGGCACCUCUAUGUCCAACGGCCGCAGUGGGUCAUCGCGGACCAUCCCCACAGACUUGGUGGCUAUCAAGGAAUCUUACCCGCACCGCGUCGCCCUCGCCCGCUGUGGCCGCCAGGUGUCAACGGAUGACUUCUCGUCCACGCGGCCCAGCAUAGCGCGCUACGGUCGCCAAAGCAGUUUCGCAGGUAGUUACUGCUUCACGAGUACCAACAGCGCCACCAACAGUGCAUCCUGCAGCCGCCAGAACAGCCGCGCAGGAGACCACUGCGUGUACGGGCCCGAGGAGGUGGGGCGGAGACUAGCCGAGGGGGAGAAGAGGCAUUCCGGAGAGGGGCGGCGCCUGCUGGAGGGUGAUCGGCCGCCCGCCCUUACUGAUGACAUGAUUGAGGAGGAGAGGAGCUCUGGGGCCACGGUGAGAGGGGACAGCCUGAGGAGAAGUCAUGAAAAGAAGAUAGAAAGCGAGAUGGAGCAGCUGCUGGCAGAAGGGAACAGCGGCCCUCAAGCACCCGGCAAGAACCCAGCUACCGCCUCCCCCAGCAGCAGCCUGACACAGCCCAGCACGCCGCGGGACGCUGAAGAAGGCGAUGCAGGUGGUGAAAACGGAGCCACUGAGAAAAGCAGUUCCACGGACAAAGAAAACGUGACUGAAGAUGCAAUCACGACGGGAGAAAAUGGGAAAAGCGUUCAGUUCAGUGACAGGUGGAAUGCAGAGAGUGUUUAACGAGAGCCACCGCGGCGAGGACCUGUCACCCUGUCACUGCUGCAGCCACGCACCCUCGGCUUGGGGGAGAGGCCUGAGGGGUGGCGUGAAGUGUGGCGCAAGCCUGGCGAGGAGACAGGCACGACGAGGCUGGUGUGUGUGUGUGUGUGUGUGUGUGUGUGUGUGUGUGUGUGUGUGUGUGUGUGUGUGUGAGGACGUAUGAAUCUCUGACAUAUAUAUCAAUUCAUAACAUCACACACACACACACACACACACACACACACACACACACACACACACACACACACACACACGAUAAGCUGUUUACCUGAUACACCCGCUGCCUCGCCACUCCCAACACCCCAUCAAUGUCUGCAGCAGAUAUCAAAAAGAAGUAAGGCCACAACUUAAGAGGCUGUACCUGCCCUGAAGUGCUGCGAGGAGACAGGUGUUGCUCGCAAGUUCCCUUCCCACCACCACGAGGAUCCAGAAAUAGGAGACUGUGAGGAAAGGGACGAAGGAGUGACGGAACGAGAAAGAAAAAAAAAAAGAGAGAGAGGAUACGAGACAAUUUGAGGAAGGGACGCGGAGACUGUGAGAGAGAGAGAGAGAGAGAGAGAGAGAGAGAGAGAGAGAGAGAGAGAGAGAGAGAGAGAGAGAGAGAGAGAGAGAGAGAGAGAGAGAGAGAGAGAGAGAGAGAAAGGGUUAAAGUGAGGAAAAAAAAAGGCAGAAACACGAUGAAGGAGUGAGAGAGGGAGCAGGGAAGAGAGGCGGGAAGGGUAAGACAUAGCGAGGAAGGAAUAAGGGAGUGAGAGGAAGGCAGAAAACAGAGAAAGGGAUUAAAAUGUAAGUCUGUAGAAAUAAAAUACAUACGUUCUUACGAUUCGAAAUUGAUGACAUGAAAAACCCAAAUGCGAUUAUGAAUAAAUAAACUAAGAAAUAAACUUAAAUUAGAAAAAGGAUUAGAAGCGGUACUAAUCUUUCAUUCACACACAUAACGAAACGAGUGGCAAAAAUAAUGAAGAAAAGAGGAAAAUUUAGUACAAUCUUUAUUAUACUGCACAAUACAUCCCAAUUAUACACUAUGGCUGGAGGCGACUGACAAGGGGAGGACGGGGAAAAUAAGAGCGGUGAUAUAAUAUGAUAAGAAGUCAGCUGGAUGUCCAGGCUAAGUGGGGACCAUGGCAGGCCUACCAACCUUUCCGCAGCAUCAAUAUUAUUACAGAAAACCUUUGACUUUAACUGACAUUAUAUUUUGCUUGUUUUUUGCUGUGUGUAUGUUUUUUAGCUUGAGAUACUUCGGCAGAACACUUUCGCACAAUGACUUCCGUGUAUAAGAACGAGGAUGAUAAGAGAAUGAAAAGAUGAGUAUGAUAGCUUAAUUACAAGAGCUACACAUUAAUAAAAGAAUGAAAGGAAUACUGACUAUACUAUGAAAUACUAAUUAAUAAAGGUUACUGGUUAUAUUAUCUCUGCAACACCUGUACUGGACACUAUUGUUCACCUGAGUUAUCUGUAUGAGUGUGUGUGUGUGUGUGUGUGUGUGUGUGUGUGUGUGUGUGUGUGUGUGUGUGUGUGUGUGUGUGUGUGUGUGUGUGUGUGUCACUGCUCCACCUGGCUACCUGUCUACGUUCAUGUAAUUCGAUUGAUUACCGUUCAUCACAUCAAUACACGUGUUUACAGUCUGUUUUCCUCCUCAUGUGUCGAGAAGAGAGGAAGAUUAUUCUCCCUUCCUCACUUUCCUUCCUUUUUUCCCGUGAUAUGUGUAAACCUUCAUCUCUUUAUAAGGUUUCAAGCACAUAGAGAAAAAAAUAAAACAAAAUAUCUACUAUACAUAAUCCUAAUGUACCUAUAUGUAUUGAAUAUAUGAAUAAUCUCCAGCAGGUUUGAUGUGGUACUAUGUAUUGGAGAAAUGAAGUUAUUGAUGUAUAAGAAGAUAACUACGAUGCUGUUUAUUAAUAUCUACCUUCACGGAAUACUAUUACAGUUAUCAGUACCUAAAGGAAUGUUAACGAUGCCUCUCUCUAUGUCACGAGUGUAAAGUGUAAUGGUGUUCAACGUCAACAUCUAUUCAAAUAUUCACCGUCUGUAUUCAGCAUGACGUGACCCAAUCCCCGCGACGUCACGCUGGGGAGGGGUGGAAACCAAGGUAACUUUCCCCUCUCUCCCCCCACCAUGCUCCUUCCUCCUGCUGCUGCUGCUCCUGCUGCUGCUGCCCCCUCUGACCCACUCUCCCCUCCAGACUCACACAGGUAGCCAUUACUAUGGGCCAGGUGAGAAAAAGUUAUUGUGACCUAGUGAUGAUGAUGGUGAUGAUGAUGAUGAUGAUGAUGGGGAUGGUGGUGAUAACGAUGAUGAUGAUGAUGAUGAUAAUGAUGAUAAGAACAUAAAUACAUAAGAAAUAAGGCAAGCUGCAAGAAGCGACCAGGCUUACACGGGGCAGUCCCUGUAUUACACGUGGCAGUCCCUGUAUGACGAUGACGAUGAUGAUGAUGAUGAUGAUGAUGAUGAUGAUGAUGAUGAUGAUGAUGGUGCUGGUGGUGCUGACAAUGAUGAUAAUGAUGAUGAUGAUGAUGAUGAUGAUGAUGAUGGUGAUGAUAAUAAUAAUAAUAAUAAUAAUAAUAAUAAUAAUAAUAAUAAUAAUAAUAAUAAUAAUAACAUAACUUGUCUGAAAAUGAAUGUUAUUUUUUUUUUCAUGCGAGUAUAACACGACUUGGUAAAGAAAUGAAAGGAAAACAACAGGUUAAGUUCAAUAAAACUACUGAACAAACAGCAACAACAAAAUCAGCCGCACAACCAACCAAUCAACCAAAUAAAUAAAUAAAUAAAUAAAUAAA
Scylla paramamosain (green mud crab) is the source of this 4505-nucleotide messenger RNA. Its product is annotated as orexin receptor type 2-like. Gene Ontology annotation, molecular function: G protein-coupled receptor activity. The transcript has 6 exons. Gene Ontology annotation, cellular component: plasma membrane. Bases 1 to 1689 code for a protein of 562 amino acids. NCBI's taxonomy places the organism in Eukaryota, Metazoa, Arthropoda, Malacostraca, Decapoda, Portunidae. Gene Ontology annotation, biological process: G protein-coupled receptor signaling pathway. The record is from RefSeq and is a predicted model, not a curated record.